Molecule: messenger RNA, 3819 nt
Organism: Nothobranchius furzeri (turquoise killifish)
Lineage: Eukaryota; Metazoa; Chordata; Actinopteri; Cyprinodontiformes; Nothobranchiidae
Gene: arhgef16
Product: Rho guanine nucleotide exchange factor (GEF) 16
Biological process (GO): activation of GTPase activity
Molecular function (GO): guanyl-nucleotide exchange factor activity; protein binding
Source: RefSeq, a predicted model, not a curated record
AAUCCAGUCCUGUUCCAUAAGUUUAUUUUUUAAAUAAUUAUUUUGAAGCAAUGGUUGAAAAGCAAUGUCUGACUUUAAUUGGUUAAAUUUCAUAGAAUUUUUAUUUAUUGUAACUUUUGUCAGGUUCAAGUUGUUUGUGACCAUCGUGGGUUUUUCUUUAACUGACCGGAGGGUAUCAACAAUUUUGUCCACGCUUGUUUUCACUCCAAAGACAAGCAAAGCCGUUGUUUACCGGUGAUUUGACGGGCGCUCACCUGUAGUGACGUAAGCAGGACAGGCAGCGAACUGUGACGGAGGGCGGCGGAAGUCGACAGCCGCUGUUAUCUGCUCAGCUCGUGCAGAACCGCCGGACUGACCCGAAUCUCAGAACUGGGCAGCCGCGCUCGGAGGCGCACCUCUCAGGUGUUGAAGGACUCAGCUGCAGGACACUGUCUCGUGGUGAAUCAGAGACCUGCAUGGACAACCAGAACCCUCAAAUGGAGACUCGCUUCUCCACGGAACUUCAUAUAUAUGAGCCGGGUGAUGAAGGUUACCCCUCAGAAAGCCCUCCAGCUCCCCUGGCUGAAGCAUCCACCCCUCCAGGUGAACCCCAGAAGGAGGAGGACACGGUGGAUAGAGCCGCAGUGCCUCAGCAGGUAGUUUUGAGCACCAAGAGCGCCGCAGCAAAGAAGUUUGGCACCUUCCAGCUGAUUCCCAAGAACUUAGCAGCGACCAGCCGACCUAAAAACCGACACCACACCACUGUGGUGAUGUUCCCACUGGGACCGGAGAAGUCCAGCAAUGAGAACCGCAGCAGCUGCUCAGCCCUCGAGGCAGAUGCACGGUGGGAAGAUUGUGAAAGUGAUGGAGAGGGCUCGGCUUUCAGGAGGAACCGGAAUAAGUCGUACAGAGCAGCGGUGACCAGUCUGGACAUUGAAGCCAUGGUGGCAGGACGAAAGGCCCCCGCUACUCUGAAACCCGUAGAUGAAAAUAGAGCGAGCAGCCCUGGACCCACUCGUAGCGCUAGACGCAAGCGAACCCUGGGGAGAAAGAGGAACCAGCGUGGAUCAUUCAAAGACGCGACGCCGUGCCUCUAUCAGGAGAUCCGUGAGCGCGGGCUGCAUUCCACCAGCCAGGAUGAGUCGCUGGAAGACUUUGUGGUGGUGGAGCUUCCUGUAGAGGACCAGGGCAUUGUGGUGAAGAGCUACAAGCAGGCACAGCUCACCUGGAGCCAGCUGCCACAGGUGACAGAAUCGGAUAUUCUAAAAACAAUCACACCUCUGGAGAGAAAGAGACAAGAAGCCAUUUUUGAGAUAAUCACCUCAGAGCAUUCAUACCUGCACAGCCUCGGCAUCUUAGUGCGUCACUUCAAAGACAGUGAAGCACUGAGGAAAACGAUGACCGCCACAGAGCAUCAUCACCUUUUCUCCAACAUAUCAGUCAUCCACAAAAUCAGCCACAGGUUUUUCCAGGACCUGGAACAACGUCACAACGAGCAGCUGAUGAUUCGGGACAUCAGCGACAUUGUGCAGAACCACGCCGCGCACCACUUUGAUCCCUACAUCGUCUACUGCUCCAAUGAGACGUUUCAACAGAGGACACUUCAGAAGCUGCUGAACAAUAACGCUGCGUUUAAAGAGACUCUGAAGCAGAUCGAGUCGAACAGCGAAUGCGGAGGCCUCCCCAUGCUCUCAUUCCUCAUCCUGCCCAUGCAGAGAGUCACCAGGCUGCCGCUGCUGCUCGAUACAAUCUGUCAGAAAACUCCAGCACAGACAGCGGAGUAUUUUUCUGCUGUUUGGGCACUGAAUGCCAUGAGUAAGUUGGUCACAAGCUGCAACGACGGUGCAAGGCGGAUGGAGAGGACGGAGCAGAUGUACACGAUCCAGAAACAGAUGGAUUUUGGAAAAAUAAAGCCUUUCCCGCUGAUUUCAUCAUCACGAUGGCUGAAGAAGCGAGGAGAGCUCUCCAUCUCCAGCGAGGAGCUCAGCAUAUGGAGAGCGUUCAGCAACAGGAGCUACUACCUGUUUCUCUUCUCUGAUGUACUCAUCAUCACCAGGAAGAAGACAGAGGAGAGCUUCGUGGUGCUGGACUACGCCACUCUGGAGAACGUGGAGGUGGAGUUAGGGGAGGAUGCAGAAGUACGAGGAGUGUCACCUACAAAAUACAACUCCAACCAGCUUUCCUUCAGACUGAGGAUGAGUAAGAACAGCGAGGGGAAGUCAGAGCAAACCUCUCUGGUGGCUGACUCCAGGGUGGACCGAGCUCGCUGGAUAAUUGCACUGAGAGGGAAGCAGACCAGUUUUACCUGCACAAACGGUUCACCACAGUAUGAAGCCACCAAAGCUUACAUCCCCAAAGAGCCAGAUGAACUGAGUUUGCGGCAGGCUGAGCUCGUCAUAGUUCUGCAAAAGGAGGAGGAUUGGUGCUACGGGGAGAGGAUGCGGGAUGGUGAGAGAGGCUGGUUUCCUGCUAACUGUGCCACAGAGAUCACCGACCCCACCGCCAUGGAGAAUAACGUACAACGUAUGAAGCGCCUGCGCAAGGAAACCAAUGUUUGAUCAACUGUCAGGGUUUUGCUUGGACAGACUUGUAGAUAAAUUACACUGAGCCCCAGAUGUCCAUAACUAGACUGAAAGAUGUUUAUUAGCUGAAUGUUGCCAUAAAAUUUGAUGUAGUCAGUUUAUAAAACAGUUAAUGGUUCAAACAUCUUCAUUAAACUACUCCUAUAUUGUGCCUGUAUAAAUAAUAAAAUCCACCAGACACAUUUUCUGGUUUCUGGAGUUUUAUUUGAGCUUGCAUUUUGUUAAAAUGUCUGAAUACAUAAAAAGUUAUUUAAAAAUGUCAAACUGACCAGAUAUCAAAUUUCAUUUUUAAUCAUCUUUAAAAACCAUUUGGUGUAAAAACUUAGGACAGAUUUAGAAAAACAUUUGUUGUUUCCCCAAAACGUUUUGUAGCUGCAAGUAAAAAUAAUGGGAAAGAAAAACAAGUCUGCAUAGAUUCUGCAGGCAAUCGGUGGUAAUCUGGUCAAACGCGUGGUGCAAGCUUGUGACGAUCUUAAAAGUCAAAUCUUUAUUGCUCGGAUCUUGUUUGAUGUUUCUUCUUGUUGACAAAAGAAAAACUGUUGAAAAGAAACAUAAUUUAGUCGACAUGCACCAUGAACAUCAAAUGCUUAAUGAGCUUCUGCUCACCCGGACGAUGGUAAAAGAUGGUAGGUGCCGGUGGGCAGGUUCACUACUCAGCCCCACCCUGCUGGGCCUCGGGAGCGGACGUUUUCUCUGCAGGUGGGUCGCCUCCUGUCUUGGCCUCCUUGUUUUCCUGGCCUGGUUUGCCACCAGUCUGUUGGCGUCUGCGGCGGUAGUUGUAGUUACGGCGGUAGCGCCUCUGGCGGGGCUGUUGAUUCUGACCACCUUCACCGCCCUGAUUUUCUUUGUCCUCCUCGCCGUCUCGCACCGGUCUGGGACGGGGUGGACCCCUGGAGCACAGAGACCGUCAUGAGAACGAUUCAGAAAAUCGGGGUAAAGAUUGCAUUAACUGCAGAUGCUGGAUGAAGUUUCAAAGACAUGCAAAUAUAAAUAAAAUGAAUGCACAGCAGCAAUUUGAGGUUGGGCUGCAACAACAGAAGUUUGUAAUGUGACGUUUUGUCAUCACUUCAAAUUUUUAAAAUGAAGCUCCAGUGGACCCAGAGCUUCACCAACUACUCCAGUUUUUGCCAACCCUUCAUCAAUAAAGCCAACAUGCAAACCUUGGUGUGAACCUUGGUCGGAAGCCUCUGUAGUAGUUCUGCCUCGCCGGUUUGUUCCCCUGGUCUGGACCUCCUUGGCCCUCAUCAACCUCACCUCC